AUGUUUCGCAUGCUUAAUUUGAGAAGUUUAGCACAGAACAAGAAUAAGUUUCUUGCUCACAAAGGUGGAAUUGGGCGUGUAGACUCUACCAGCAGCGUAGUGUACUGCCCGUUCCGAAAAGUGUCCCAUUUAUGUAACCGGGAGCGAGUGCCCGAUCUACUUAUAGCACGAGGCAAUGCAGCGCUGAACAUAAAACGCGUCCAUUCGACCACCCCAUCGGCGGAAAUUGUAUCGAGCAUAGGCGGUAAAAAGACGAAGCGGAGACGCUCGAAUGAAAAUAAAUUUACCGAGCUACUUGCAGUGAAAGAUGGCGAUACCAAAGAAACGAAAGCAACGGUGCAGAAAUUAAAAUCGAAAAAGUUAGCCAACUUCAUACACGAUCAGAUUACCUUCGAAGCCUGUUCGCACAGCACACCCAUAUCGUCUUCCGACAAAAAUACCGAUGAGCUACCUCAAUCGAGUAGGAUUGGGCCGGCCCUGCCAGCAGAUAUGUCGCACUGGAACUUUGAGGAAACGCCAGUGAUCUAUAUUGGUGGUGAAAUGAAGGAAACAGACAUAUCGCCCGACAUACUUUCGGAGAUCAUCGAAAGUGUACAGGUACUAAAGGAAGUACACCAGAACCGGGCACUACGCGUGAGUGGAGCGCUGGCACCACACGACGAGCUAGAUCCGGCACUCGAAGAAGAGGUAGGAUUGCUAGAAUCGGAAGCGAUACUCCCGGAAGAAGCGGAUCUCGCGUUCGACGAACCGAUUGAUUUGACCAGCACCCAAGGUGGGGCUGGCAGUUCCAAGAGGACGAAACGAGGCAGCAAACAGCCACAUCCAUUGCUGGACGGUUCGGAGAAGGGCAAAAAGUUUAGCUCCAAGUAUUACAAAACGUCCGAGAUUGAGUGCCUUGCCCGGCAGCGUAGUUUCCAGUUGACGCUGAACGCCUAUCUGGACAUCUGCAUCACCACUGGGAUGGUAAAUCGAGCGUACGCUACCACGCUCAACUAUCGCCAUAAGCGCAAACGCCGGGAGUUCGAUGUGGGUACGUACAAUCAGUUGAUCCACGCGUACGCUGGUAAGGGAAAUUUUUCACGCGUGAAGGACAUAGUGAGGGUGAUGCGGGAGGAUUCCAUUACACCGAAUGCACAAAUGUACGCGGGAAUCCUCGAAUGUCUGGGUCGCCUGGAACCGACCGCAGAGGUGCUAAAGCUGGCGAACCAUUACGUGCAUGAGGCUAGCACGGUUGGAUUUACCAUGACCGAUAUUCUGGAUCAGAGUAAAUUCACGCACGAUCAGCAAGAUGUCGUGCUGUCCCUGUUCCGUCGAAUGGUACCGAACUAUGUGCCCGUAUAUCGGGCACCAAUCUUGACGUAUAACAAUCACUUACUGGACGCAUUAAAUGCGAACGUAUUGCCCGUUGGAACCAGCAAACCACCCGCUGAGGAAGGAUGUUAUCCCGGGUCGGAAAUUAUGAUACCCAGAGGAGGCUUCAAAAGGGAAGAAUUGCAACAGAUGGCUCAGAACCAGGUAGAUCUGGAGUUGAGCGGAUAUUUAGCGGUAAAAAGCAUCGAAAAGUUUCCCGCUCCAACGGAGCAAGUAAUGCAGUAUCGCAAAGAACUGGACGAGUUGAAAAAAGUGUGGUCGAAACAGAUCGCGAUGGCUUUCCAUCGGGACUUUAACACACUGAAAGCGGUCACCGAAACAAAAUCGUCUCGCACCAUUAAUCUGUUCCCGUAUCUUAAAGCACUUUCGGUGCAACAGUUUACCGAAAUCUUGCUCGACGAGGUACAGAUGCUGCUGGAAGGGUCCGAUACGUUUAGCUUCGUAAUAUCGCAACUACAGCGCGAACUGGGACGGAAAGUAGAGUCCCGCUAUCACGUUGAGCAGAAGCGCAUGAAUGGAGUGUUGGGGAAGACGUGUGAGAUUUAUGACCGGUACACAUCGGUCCUGGCGGACGGUCAGUCGAGUGACAAUCCCCGACAGCUUUGGCAACGUUUGGUGCACGACAUGCGCUGUUCGGGUCCGAGCAUGGAUAUACAGAGUGUCGCGUGGCCCAAGGCGGCGGUGCACGGUGUGGGCAAGUUUCUGUACAACAUCCUCAAGUGCGAUCUGAAGAUAAACGUGAAUGCAACGAACAAAGCUAACCGUAAGGUGAAGCUAGUGCCGGCCUUUUACACACUGUUCCGGUACGAGGCAAAGAUGGCGAAGGAACAGAUAAAACCGCAUCCGGUGCUGAUGAAACUGUACCGCAAAUCGCAACCCGACACGCUUAAGUUUGAUGUUAAUCUAGUCCCGAUGCUAUGUCCACCGCAACCGUGGAGUACACCCCGCAAUGGUGGGUACAUUCUGGCGGAAUCGGAACUUAUCCGAUUGCCGCAUCAGGCACAUCAGCAGACAGAGCGCAUAGAUGAUGCCGACCCGCAGGACAUGUAUCCCACGCUGGACGCUUUGAAUCAGCUCGCCAGCAUACCGUGGGUCGUGAACGGACAAAUUCUGGAUGUGAUCGUGCAGGUGUUCAAUAGCGGAGGCAAUGCAAAGCUGGACGUACCGGAACCACCGUCCUCACUGCCACCCAUUGUAGAGACGGCUCCGAGAAGUGAAAUGAGUGGGUACGAGAAGUAUCACCUGCUACGGAAGCGUCUCUAUCAUCGGCGCAAACAGGGCGACAUGUAUAGUUUGUGGUGCGAUGCGCUUUACCGCCUUUCGUUGGCCAGCCACUACCGGGAUAAGGUGUUCUGGUUGCCGCAAAACAUCGACUUCCGUGGACGUGUUUAUCCGAUACCGCCUCAUCUGAACCAUCUCGGGCAUGACCUUGCCCGUUGUCUGCUGGUGUUUCACCAGAAGAAACCGCUCGGUCCGGAUGGGUUCCGGUGGUUGAAGCUGCACUGCAUUAAUCUGACCGGUUUGAAGAAGCGUGAAUCGGUUGAGGAGCGAGUACGGUAUGCGGACGAAAUCAUGGACGAUAUACUGGAUUCGGCCGAUCGACCAUUGACGGGCAGGAUGUGGUGGAGUAACUCGGAUGAACCUUGGCAAACGCUGUCGUGUUGUAUGGAGAUUGCCAAGGUGCACAGAUGUGCAGAUCCGGAAAAGUUCGAAAGUGGUUUCCCAAUUCACCAGGAUGGAUCCUGCAACGGAUUGCAGCACUAUGCCGCGCUGGGUCGUGACACACCCGGUGCAAUAAGCGUCAAUCUAGCACCGGCCGAUGUGCCGCAAGAUGUGUACAGUGCGGUGGCGGCACUGGUUGAAGAAAACCGCGCCAAAGAUGCACAGAACAAUGUGAAGGUGGCUGCCGUGCUGGAUGGUUUCAUACGGCGCAAGGUGAUCAAACAAACUGUGAUGACGACUGUGUACGGUGUGACACGGUACGGUGCCCGCAAACAGAUUGCCCGCCAGCUCGAAUACAUCGACGAGUUCCCGAAGGAAUGGAUCUGGCCGGCAUCGAACUACCUCACGGUGAAGACGUUCGAUGCGCUGAGCGAAAUGUUUACCUCAGCCAAGGAAAUACAGGACUGGUUUACGGACUGCGCGCGGCUGAUAUCGGCCGUCUGUGCACAGAAUGUGGAAUGGGUAACGCCGCUUGGGCUGCCGGUAGUGCAACCGUACAACCGGGCGGAUCGACCCAUCGGUUCCAGCAAGUCGGUCCAGCUGCCGGAACAUUUCGCGAUGGAUUCGUACGAGAAACCGAACAUUAUGAAGCAAAAAAAUGCGUUCCCGCCAAACUUUGUGCAUUCGCUUGAUUCUAGCCACAUGAUGCUAACGUCACUCUACUGUGAGCGGGCCGGUUUGACGUUCAUUUCGGUGCACGAUUGCUACUGGACACAUGCCUGCACCGUGCCAACCAUGAACAGGAUUUGUCGCGAACAGUUUGUUGCACUGCAUUCCGAACCGAUAUUGGAAGAUUUGUCCAGAUUUUUGGUACAAAAGUACAGCUACGAAGAGAAUGAAAUUAGCAACGAUGGUUCGGUAAUCGAUCUCACCAAGCGCAAGCUGAACCGUAUCCUGCAGCAGUGCCCCGAUAAGGGUGAUUUCGAUCUACGCAAGGUGCUUGAUUCGGUGUAUUUCUUUAGCUAG
Molecule: messenger RNA, 4059 nt
Organism: Anopheles marshallii
Lineage: Eukaryota; Metazoa; Arthropoda; Insecta; Diptera; Culicidae
Gene: mtRNApol
Product: DNA-directed RNA polymerase, mitochondrial
Exons: 7
Coding region: 1-4059 (1352 amino acids)
Biological process (GO): mitochondrial transcription
Cellular component (GO): mitochondrial DNA-directed RNA polymerase complex
Molecular function (GO): mitochondrial promoter sequence-specific DNA binding; DNA-directed RNA polymerase activity; protein binding
Source: RefSeq, a predicted model, not a curated record